Molecule: messenger RNA, 1993 nt
Organism: Drosophila rhopaloa
Lineage: Eukaryota; Metazoa; Arthropoda; Insecta; Diptera; Drosophilidae
Gene: wds
Product: protein will die slowly
Exons: 3
Coding region: 312-1397 (361 amino acids)
Cellular component (GO): Set1C/COMPASS complex
Molecular function (GO): histone binding
Source: RefSeq, a predicted model, not a curated record
CAACAUUAUUUUAUUUGUUAGUGUGACCAUAAUUGUUAUUAUUUUCACGUGUGGCACAAACGAGCCAAAAAACCAAGCGCCCGCUAAAAUAAACAAAUCGUUAACCGAGCAGAGAGCAGCCGGAGACAACCCGAAAAAGGAGGAGCUUCCGACUCCACCGAAAUCUCCAGAGGAUUCGCAAAAUCGGCGUCGGCGUUCCCAAAAAGCCGGAACAACAAGAAGAAGAAGCACGUGUGCGGCGUGCCGAAAAAAGGAAAAUAUAAUAUAGUAGGAGGCGGGGCAAGGAUCAUCGGAAUCCGAAACCGGAGGACAUGGUGCCCAUCGGAGCCGUGCACGGCGGCCAUCCCGGCGUAGUGCAUCCGCCACCGCAACCACUGCCCACGGCGCCCAGUGGGCCGAAUUCCCUGCAACCGAAUUCGGUGGGCCAACCGGGGGCCACCACCUCCUCAAACAGCAGCGCCUCCAACAAGAGCUCGCUGUCGGUGAAGCCCAACUAUACGCUCAAGUUCACCCUGGCCGGGCACACGAAGGCGGUAUCGGCGGUCAAGUUUAGUCCGAACGGCGAGUGGCUGGCCAGUUCCUCCGCCGAUAAACUGAUCAAAAUCUGGGGAGCCUACGAUGGGAAGUUCGAGAAGACCAUUGCGGGCCACAAGCUGGGCAUCAGUGAUGUAGCCUGGAGCUCGGAUUCGCGACUCCUCGUCAGCGGCAGCGAUGACAAGACCCUCAAGGUCUGGGAACUGAGCACCGGGAAGAGUUUAAAGACCCUGAAGGGGCACAGCAACUAUGUGUUCUGCUGCAACUUCAAUCCGCAAUCCAAUCUGAUUGUGUCCGGCAGUUUCGACGAGAGCGUUCGCAUUUGGGAUGUGCGCACUGGCAAGUGCCUGAAGACCCUGCCCGCCCACUCCGAUCCCGUUUCGGCGGUCCACUUCAACCGGGAUGGCUCGCUGAUUGUGAGCAGCAGCUACGAUGGACUGUGCCGCAUCUGGGACACGGCCAGUGGGCAGUGUUUAAAAACCCUGAUCGACGACGACAACCCACCCGUCAGCUUUGUCAAAUUCUCGCCCAAUGGCAAGUACAUCCUGGCCGCCACGCUAGACAAUACGCUGAAGUUGUGGGACUACUCAAAGGGCAAGUGCCUCAAGACGUAUACGGGCCAUAAAAACGAGAAAUACUGCAUAUUCGCCAAUUUCUCGGUAACGGGUGGCAAGUGGAUCGUGAGCGGCAGCGAGGACAACAUGGUCUACAUCUGGAAUCUACAGAGCAAGGAGGUGGUGCAGAAGCUACAGGGACACACCGACACCGUGCUGUGCACCGCUUGCCAUCCCACGGAAAACAUCAUCGCAUCCGCGGCGCUCGAGAACGACAAGACCAUUAAGCUGUGGAAGUCGGACACAUAAAGAGGGCGACUUGUAUCGCUGGUAUCCAGCUGGAGGACGGAAGAACGAGCGAUCGGCCAGAGCAGCAGCUUUGGUUGCCUCCACACACACAUAUUUCUUGGAUAACAUUAUGUUUAAGGAAAAAGUCUAAUUCUAAUUUUAAUAACUCUUUUUUUGUAUACAUAAUUUAAAGAUUGAACCCUUAAAUUCUACUUUUAAAUCACAAUUUAAAACUCACAUUCUAAGGCAGAACAGAAAACCACAAAAAAAAAUCGGAAAAAACUAAAAAAAAACAAUUAUUAUUGUAUAAAUAUUUAUUAGCCUAUUGUAUUGGCCACCAAGCAGGGAGAAUAUUCCCCAAAAAUGUUUGUAACCUUUGACACAGCCACACACCCCACAAAACAAUUAUAAUGAUCUUUCGGUGACGAGAAAACUAAAUUUAAGCAAAAACCCACACACAUGCAUAUACAUAGGAGCUUGGGACAAAACCCAAGCACCAGAAAGAAUAUAUAUAAAAUACGAGAUGUAAAUUUUGAAUAAAUGAAAACACGUCCUCAACGGCGCGAAAAAUGCCCUUGCAUCUUGAGCGUUUUUUGAGGCGAGCCACUUAUUUGUAA